CAAUUAGAUUUUGAAAAGAAGAAUCAAUAUAACCUAAAAGUAGAAGCGACUAACAUUCAUCCUGACCCACGAUUUUUCUACUUGGGACCAUUUAGAGACUCAGCUUUGGUCAAAGUUUAUGUGGAAGAUGUAGAUGAGCCACCUGUUUUUAAUUUACCAUCACAUUUAAUAGAAGUUGAUGAAGAUGUCAGAGAAGGCAGUAUCAUUGGGCAAGUAAUAGCCCGGGAUCCAGAUGCAACAAAUAACCUAAUCAAAUAUUCUUUGGAUCGCCACACUGAUUUCGACAGAAUAUUCAACAUCUACUCAGGAAAUGGUUCCAUAUUUGUUUCUAAGAGCAUUGAUCGAGAAGCGGCCCCAUGGCAUAACCUCACUGUUGUUGCAACUGAAAUUAGCAAUCCAAAACAAAGUACUCAGACUCCCAUCUUCAUUCGGAUUUUGGAUAUAAAUGAUCAUGCCCCAGAGUUUGCCAAGUUCUAUGAAAUUUUUGUUUGCGAGAAUGCAAAAGCAGGACAG
Molecule: messenger RNA, 513 nt
Organism: Pseudonaja textilis
Lineage: Eukaryota; Metazoa; Chordata; Lepidosauria; Squamata; Elapidae
Source: RefSeq, a predicted model, not a curated record